Oryzias melastigma (Indian medaka) is the source of this 1522-nucleotide messenger RNA. It is a transcript of the gene cysltr3, whose product is annotated as cysteinyl leukotriene receptor 3. Gene Ontology annotation, molecular function: G protein-coupled receptor activity. The transcript is spliced from 5 exons. The record is from RefSeq and is a predicted model, not a curated record. NCBI's taxonomy places the organism in Eukaryota, Metazoa, Chordata, Actinopteri, Beloniformes, Adrianichthyidae. Gene Ontology annotation, cellular component: plasma membrane. Bases 26 to 1201 code for a protein of 391 amino acids. Gene Ontology annotation, biological process: G protein-coupled receptor signaling pathway.
AGAGGAGGAGGAGGAGGCGAGGAGCAUGAAGGCGCUCACAGCCCCGCAGACGAAGGAGCGCGCGGCCGCGAUGGACGGACUCACGAGCACGGCGGCGUUCAACACCAGCCACACCGACAGACCCACGAACCAUUGUCUGCACAACGACUCCUUCAAGUACCACGCCUACACCGCCACCUACAUGGUGGUGUUCCCCGUGGCCUUCCUCAGCAACAUGGUGGCCAUGGUGGUCUUCUUACGGCAGCAGCAGAUCAGACUCAACGCCUGCAGGGUGGUCAUGAUGAACCUGGCCAUCUCGGACUGGAGCUUCUCCCUGACCCUCCCGCUCAGACUGGCGUACUACUUCCAGGGUACACGCUGGAACUUCCCGGACUGGCUGUGCCGCCUGUGCACCUUCGGCUUCUACGUCAACCUGUACAGCAGCAUCCUCUUCCUCACCCUCCUGAGCGUGCUGCGCUGGGCUGCGGUGGCCAAGCCGCUCAAGCACCGCUCUAACGUCAAACCCGGGUGGGUUUCACUCGUCUGCCUCGCCAUCUGGCUGUUUGUGGGCCUGACCUCUAUACCCUUCCUGUCUGAGGGAGUGGUCCAAAGAGACGGCGUUCCUCGCUGCUUCGAGCCGUCCAACAACUCGUCCUGGUGCCGGAUCAGCAUCCUGAACUACCUGGGUCUGGUCUUCGGCUUCCUGCUGCCCUUCCUCACCAUCGUCACCUGCUACGUGGUGAUCAUCCGCCGUGUCACGUCCCCCGGCUUCCCCCAACGCUCCAACAGGGCGCGCUCGAGCUCCCAGAAGACGGUGACCUUGGUCUCCAUGGUGAUAGUGACCUUCCUGUUCUGCUUCCUGCCGUACCACCUGGUCAGGACGCUGCACCUGCACUCCAUGUGCAGCGACUGGAGCUGCGCCGUCAAGGUGCCGCUGCAGCGCGCCGUGUCCAUCACGCUCUGCAUGGCGGCGUCCAACAGCGUGGUCAACCCGCUGCUCUACUACUACUCCACCAAGACGUUCAGGGCCAGUGCCAGGACGCUCAGCUCCUCCUUCGUGUCCACCGUGGGGGAGUCCUUCAGGAGGGAGUCCAUCAGGGGGGGGUCCAUCAGGAGGGGGUCCAUCCGGAGGGAGUCCAUCAGGGUGGAGUCCAUCCGGAGGGAGUCCAUCAGUAAAAAGUUAAUCCGACAUAAACAUAGUGAAGAUUCAAACACAGCAUGAUGCUGGUCAGCUGGGAGAGAGGAACUGCUCACCAUCUGCAGGGAGACCCCGCCCCCUACAGGCUGGGAGGAGAACUGCAGCAGCACUUUGGGAAUGUGAUGUUUUUGUUUAGAAGCUGAACUUUACGGUGAUCUCUGAAGAAGAUCAGAAGUUCUGAUCCAUGAUGAAGGUUUUCUGUACAUAUGUGACUCAUUUACAGUCUGGAGCUCUACCAGAACUCUGUCAGAACUCUGUCAGAACUCUGCCAGAUGUGAGUUCUGCUGCUCCAGGACGGGAUUCUUCUGAGCAGAUGUUCGAUUCUAAUGAAGAUUUUUAGACUGA